Messenger RNA from Orbilia oligospora ATCC 24927, 642 nucleotides. RefSeq lists its product as uncharacterized. The coding region runs from base 1 to 642 and encodes 213 amino acids. The transcript has a single exon. NCBI's taxonomy places the organism in Eukaryota, Fungi, Ascomycota, Orbiliomycetes, Orbiliales, Orbiliaceae. The record is from RefSeq and is a predicted model, not a curated record.
AUGUCAAACCAGCCCAAUAUGCCGCCGCCCCCACAAAUAAACUCUACCUUCUACUUACCACAAUAUCGGAGGUCUCCUCUACCUCCAUCGAGAAGCCUUGGGGUGCCACCAACCUAUUCCCCCGUAGUUCCGACUUGGUCCAGAGUACCUUCCACCCAUACGGAACUAUAUACCAGAACACUUUGUCUACAGCUUUCUCAAAUCAAGGAAGUCAUCGAGCGGGAACACCAGCACCUCUCAAAAAUCGAAUUGCAACACCAAGGUUGUGUUGCGGACAAGGCAAAACUUGCUCGCGAGAACGCUCAGCUUAUUACUGAGAAUAACCACCUGCGAGCCGAGAAUGCAAGUCUUAGACAGUGGCAAAGUCUGCAAACGAAUCGCGAGGGCCUCCACAUAGCAUACCGCGAAGCACGCUCGCAGGUUGCAAAACAGAAGCGGAUGACUGAGCAGAUGAAAGGAACAACCGCGAAUCACGACAAUCAGGACGACCUAGACCGGAAAGAUAACGUCGGCACCAAGAGGCCACGGAUCGGCAGCGCUAGAAAAGGCGCCGAUACACCCCUCAGAAACUCGGAAGGCAAUAACGUGGACACUAUUGAAUGUGAUCAUGCAUCCGAAGCACCUCCAUGUAAAACAGCUUAA